GAGGGUUGGACUUGAAGGGAACUUGUUCACAUUGAACCGCCUAAACAGAGAUAAGCUUUCUAUAAUCUACUUGUUUGUGUGAUUCAACCGGAAUUCACGAAAAUGGCUGGGAAUGUGAGGACAUUUUACGACCUGACAGCUAAACUGCUGUGUGGAAAAGGCUUCAGUUGUUCUGCACUGAAGGGUAAAGUUGUUCUCAUUGAGAAUGUGGCGUCUCUGUGAGGAACAACCACCAGGGACUAUACCCAGAUGAACGAGCUCCACAGUCGUUACUCGACCGAGGGCCUCGUUAUUCUGGGUGUGCCCUGUAAUCAGUUUGGACAUCAGGAGAACUGCAAGAAUGAUGAAAUCCUAAAGUCCCUGAAGUAUGUCCGUCCAGGGAAUUCCUUUGAACCCAAGUUCCAGCUCCUUGAGAAAGUAAAUGUAAACGGAGAGGAUGCCCACCCCUUGUUUGUGUAUCUGAAGGAAAAGCUUCCAUUCCCCUGUGAUGAUGCCAUGGCUCUCAUGACUGAUCCAAAGCUCAUCAUGUGGAGUCCGGUCCGUCGGAACGACGUCUCCUGGAACUUUGAGAAGUUCCUGGUCAGUCCUGAUGGGGAGCCCUACAAGCGCUACAGCAGAAAUUUCCUCACCAUUGAUAUUGAGGCAGAUAUUAAAGAGCUACUUAAGAGGGUCAAGUAAAGUGUGCUACAGCACGCUGUGGGUGGCUUUAAGGGGUAUCAGUUAAGACCAGUCGAGCCAACAAGUUAAGUCAGAGGCUUACACGUUUGUUUGGGGCAUUUCAUCAUGUUUUUCUACCUUCAUAAGUCCAUUGCAACACUGUGAUGUUUCCAGUGCAGUACACUUUGGUUGUUCAGCCUAUUUACCCAAUGAAGACACUCUUUGAAACCUGUUUGUGUGUGGAGUUUCUGAUGAGCAUGUAAAUAACUGACUGCCUGACUGUAUAACUCAUGCAUUGGGUAGACUUAAAGAGGGAAAAUAAAAAAUGUAA
Messenger RNA from Anoplopoma fimbria (sablefish), 988 nucleotides. Its product is annotated as glutathione peroxidase 1-like. Lineage: Eukaryota; Metazoa; Chordata; Actinopteri; Perciformes; Anoplopomatidae. The transcript has 2 exons. Gene Ontology annotation, cellular component: cytosol; mitochondrion. The record is from RefSeq and is a predicted model, not a curated record. Gene Ontology annotation, biological process: glutathione metabolic process; response to hydrogen peroxide; response to selenium ion. Gene Ontology annotation, molecular function: glutathione peroxidase activity.